Messenger RNA from Necator americanus (New World hookworm), 2517 nucleotides. RefSeq lists its product as uncharacterized. Gene Ontology annotation, biological process: proteolysis; peptide catabolic process. The transcript has 7 exons. Gene Ontology annotation, molecular function: zinc ion binding; metalloaminopeptidase activity; peptide binding. Gene Ontology annotation, cellular component: cytoplasm. The record is from RefSeq and is a predicted model, not a curated record. The coding region runs from base 1 to 2517 and encodes 838 amino acids. Lineage: Eukaryota; Metazoa; Nematoda; Chromadorea; Rhabditida; Ancylostomatidae.
AUGGAUCUGGAGAAGUUCUACCGAGAAGAUCAUGCCUUCUACAAGGUCAUAAUUGGCGAUUUCAAUGCCAAAGUUGGCCCAAGAAGAACGCCGGAGGAACUUCACAUCGGGACCCACGGCCUACAGUGGAAUGACCAGGGGGAGAGGCUCUCCGAGUUCAUUAUGACGACUAAGACCAUCCAUGGGAACUCGCAAUUCCAGAAGCCCUCCUCUCUACGUUGGACGUGGGAGUCAGCCGGUGGAGGGUACCGUAAUGAAAUAGACCACAUCAUUGUCAAUAAAAGGUUCUGCCUGACGAACGUCGGUGUUGUACCAAAGUUCUAUACGGGAUCGGACCAUCGCCUCCUCCGAGGAAGACUUUCCUUCACAAGGAGAGCAGAGAAAGCCGCCAAGAUCAGAGGGAGAAAUCCCAGGACUAUCAUCAACUGGGAUCUCUUCGCUACGUUAGCCGGCUUUUGGGAAGAUUCCGCAAUGGACAACAUCGACGAGGAAUAUGACCGGCUCGUUGAACACCUUCACGACUGUGCGAAGAAGGCUGAGAGCUUUAAAACCACCAAGAGGCGCCUGUCUCUUCAAACUCUUGAGCUUAUAUGCCAGCGUGGAGCAGCGCGAGCCGCAGGGAACCAAGAACUCACGUCCGAGCUCGCAAGGCUUUGCCGAGAGGCGAUAAAGGAAGACCUUAAAGAGAGAAGAGCAGAAGUGCUGGCUGAAGCUGCAGAGGCGGGGAAAAGCAUCUGCUAUGCCCGUCGAGGCUUCGCCAGUCGCAAGACGAGGAUGACUGCUCUCCGGAACCCAAAGGGAACAGCCAUUGCAUCGAGAAGGGGGAUGGAGAAAAUCAUCUACGACUUCUACUCUGAUCUCUUCGACAGCCAUGUCCACUUGCCUCCUCACUAUCUGAGGGAAGAUGGACAAGUCAUUCCAGAGGUUCUCCCGUCCGAAAUACGACAUGCUAUCAUGUCGGUAAGAAAUCGUACGGCACCCGUUCCCGACAGAAUAAGACCAGAACACCUGAAGAGCCUUCCGCCAGUACUCAUCAACACCCUGGCGAGGCUCUUUACACGUUAUCUGUCGGAAUGCAAGGUUCCUAAACAGUGGAAGACCAGCAAGACCGUGUUGUUGUAUAAAAAGGGAGAUCCACAUGACAUCAGCAACUAUCGCCCAAUCUGCCUACUGUCCGUCAUCUACAAGCUCUUUACAAGAGUGAUUCUUAAUAGGAUUGAAAAAGUCCUGGAUGAAGGACAGCCAUGCGAGCAAGCAGGGUUUCGAAAAGGAUUCAGCACGAUUGACCACAUUCACAAUAUUUCGAAACUGUGGAUGCAUCGGUCUUCAGCUGAAUCUACAAAAGACGAUGUUCAUGCGGAGCGGAUGGGAGGAGGCGAGCGGCUUGGGAUAGCGUACAAGAGCAUCGAGGAUGUAGUGAAGAAGACCAGGAACACCCGGCUCCGUGCUCACCUCUUCAACACCACCGUACUUCCUGCUUUGACCUAUGCUUCGGAAACCUGGGCAUUUCGCAAGCAGGAAGAAAACGUGGUGAGCAUCAUUGAACGCGCAAUUGAGAGAGUGAUGCUAGGAGUAUCCCGUUUCACGCAAGUGAGGGACGGGAUUCGAAGUCCUCUCCUACGUCAGCGAUCGAAGAUUAGAGACGCCGCCGCGUUUGCCAAGGAAAGUAAAAUAAGGUGGGCCGGACACGUGAUGCGCUUUAAUGACAACCGUUGGACCAGAGCCGUGAGCGACUGGGUUCCCCGCGAUAUUAAGCGCACUACAGGAAGACCGCCGACCCGAUGGUCAGAUUUCUUCACGAAGUCCUUGAAAGAAAAAUAUGAUGCUCUUCGUGUCCCACGCGAAAGGAGGAACCACUGGGCUACUCUGGCACGCGAUCGGGACAAAUGGAAGAAUUACUGGCGCCCGCUCGACCAGUUCGAAGAUCAACGGGAGUCAAGCAAAGUUGCGACAUCUCUGACCGAGACAAUGUGCAGGAUUGGCGAAAAGAAUUGUACUAAAACGUUUCGAUCACUUUUUGAGAAAGAAAUUCUGAAUAGAUGCAAGAAGGGCGAGAAAGCCAGUGAAUGUGUCAGGAUUAAAAGACACCUUCGACGCUGCACUUAUUGUACUGGAGUGAGGACGUUGGGAGCAGUAGCACUUCGAAAGGUAGAAAAUUUACUCAAAGUUGAGGACGACAUUGAAGAGAGGAAAGCCCUUGUAGAUGGAGCAUCCUGUGUGCGAAGUAUUAAAAAAUUGGAGCGGAUACUCUUAAAACGGUUAGAGGAUACUAAUGGAGAUGUAAGAGAUCGCCAGGAAAAUAUUGUUUGGGCCUUUCGUGCAACACAACAACAGGUACUAUCAGAUUACUUCCUGUUCCCCUUUUGCGUUGAACACUGGGAACUAAUUUACGAAAGGCUGAAAACACGUCUAGAUUACAUAAAUGAAGUGAUUUCUACAUGUUUUGGAACAGUGCAUAGCACUGCGCAGUUAAUGCUGGUAAGCCUGCUUAUUGUAACAAAUACUUGGUUUGACUGA